GGUUAGCAGACGAUAGACCCAGUGCAGAAAUUUAGAUUUAUAUAUUGAUCACUUUUACUAAGAAAGAAACAUAUGACAAUGGGACAACAGAUGUGCAAAUUUAAAACCAAACGAUUUUUAUAUGAUUUGUACAUGAUUAACAAACCCUAUGGAAGGAAGAAAGUUGAAAGAUCACAUUAUACAGCUAUAUCAGUCAAUAAAACAGGUACUUUCAGAUGAUGAACGCCAGUUUUUAUAUAAAUCCUUAAAGGAAUAUAAAGGCUGUCAUGACACAGAUAGAUUAGCAUUACAGUUGUGUAGACUGUGUACUUCAUCAGAGAAUGUAGAGAUAGUCAGAUUUGUGUGGACAGAAAUCAUCCAUGGUCAGUCAGCAGAAUUUGACCAGAUUUUGAAGGAAUAUCCAGUUGAGCAAUUUCAGAAUCAACAGAUUAUAUUGAAAGCUGACAAUUUAAGAAGAAAAAAACCUUUAAAAUCUCAUACAGGAAGACUAUUUGAUGAGGAUGGUCCAACAGGUAAUCUGCAUCUAAUAAAGAUUCAUAAGUCAGAGGACAAUAACAUUGGUUUCUGUAUCAGAGGUGGACUAGAACAUGGACUUGGGGUCUAUGUUAGUGGAGUUGAUAAAGGUUCAGCUGCAGAGGAGAGUACUCUACAGAUUGGAGAUAAGAUUUUAGAAGCCAAUAACAUAUCCCUUCAAAGACUACCAUCUAGUUCUGCUGUAAAGGUUCUUACAGGGAGUAACCAGUUGAAAUUGUUAGUAGAAAGAACAGGCAUGAUACCAGAAUGGAGAUUGUCAAGGGAAAGAACUAUUUGGUAUGACUGUCAGAUGAAGAAAGUAACAACUGGAGAAUAUGAAGAAUAUGGUGCAGCAAACUAUUUCCGUGGUAUAGAUGUGGAUAUACCAGAACGAUGUGUCACUUCUUCAAAUGUUACAGACGAAGAAGAUCUGGGAUUAAACAUUAGAGGAGGGAACGAAUACAGACUUGGUAUUUAUGUAUCAAUUGUUGAAGAAGGGAGUAAAGCAGAUAAGACUGGCAUACAGAUAGGUGAUCAAAUCAUAAAUGUGAAUGGAAUACCAUUUGAUAAUAUAUCUCAUGCCCAUGCUGUGGAAACAUUGAACAGUGACACACAUCUAAUCAUAACUCUAAGGGAUGUUGGAAGAUUUCCUGUUUACAAAGAGAUUUAUGCAGAGUACACUUGGACUGGAACGACAGCUCCUGAGGGGACUGGAAGUAUUUAUGGAGGUGAAAAACUAAUUGAAAGAAAACUUCCAGACACCUGGAUAGAACCUGAUGGACAUAAGAAAAGAAAGAGUUUACAUCUUAGAGUACCAGUAGAAGUGAUAUCUGCUCAUGAUCAGUAUGAUGGAACAGAUCCAUUACUUCCACAAAUGUACCUUCCAGAAGGUCAGGAAAUAUCACAUGGCUAUCAGCAUGGUUCCUCCUCAAACUCUGAGUCACAGUCCCUAAUCAGGAGUGAUAGUAUAGAUAUGAAACCAGUAGACACAUGGAUCAGAGGAAGUGGCCAUACUAAUCCCACAUUCCAACCAGAUGAUAUGGGAGACAACUCUAGUGCUAGUUCUGGUACUUAUGGUGAAUAUACUGUAACCAUGCAGGACAUCAUAGCAAAGAAUGAUGACAGAAAAUUAAAUAUUUAUGAAAGUAUGCACCACAAAAGUGAAGAUAAUGUUGAUGGUGGAUCUGUGAAAGACAGCGGCAGGAAGUCAGUCGAGAGGUAUAUUUUUGACGAUGAUUUAGGAAGUCUAACCGGAACAGGAUCUAAACAGGGUAGUGUAAGGCUUGAUGUUAAUGGUGAUGAUAUCAGAUCAGAGACAAUUUCACGCCAUUCUCUGGAUAUUGACGAUGAUGAUUCACAGAACUAUUUAUCUAGUCCUUCUUUUUCAUCCUUUACUCAAAAUUUUAAACAUAACAAAAUGAUAUCCCUUACUGAUUGGAAACAGUCUGUAGAAAGUUUAGUUCCACACAUGGAUGCCCAUUCAACAGAACUUAGAGAAUGUCAUUCAGAUGAUAUCGAUGAGAAAAGUGAUCAGAGCUCCAGUGAUGAUAAUGAAAAAGAAGAAAACUUCGCAAUUUCAAUAGUCCCUGGUACAGCGUUUAAAACAAAUGUUAAAGAAUCACGUUAUAGAAAGAAAGAUGACAGUAGACCUAAAAGUUCUAAGUUUAAUUCUAAUACGAAUAAGACAAAAUAUAGUGCCACAGAAUCUUCACAGCAAGGACAAGGGCAGAUAACCAUGUAUGGUAUCACCUCAGAAUCAACAGAUGACCCAACCAACCAAACAACUAACAAUCUGAAUGAUGAAACGGCUAAUAACUUUAGUUCACUUCAAUAUAAAGACUUUCAAAAUGACAAUGACUUAAGCCAAGGUGUAAAUAACAUAAAUAUUAUUGGUUUAUCAACAAAUAAGCAUCAGAGAAGUCAUGGUAAUUCCCCUGAUGGAAAUGUAGACCAGAGGGAACUGUAUGAAACAUGGAGUCAGGAUGAUAUGAAUAGUCAGACAGCACUAGUUCUACAUGACUUUGAUCGACAAAUACAGAAUCUUGAAGAUAGGAAAAAAGAUUUAGGCAUGUUUGAAAUGUCUAAUCUGACAACUGAAGAAAAAGAUUUAUCAGGACCAUCAAAGAAGGAAAGGAGGGGGUCAUUGUUCAAGACAGCAAGAAGGAAGUCAAAGGACAUGGCAGCUAAAAUAAGUUCUUGGAAGAUCAUUAAAAAUAAAAUUAGAAGUGGUUUAUUCAAAAAGACAGCUCAAGGUGACCCUGAGAAAAAGGCUGACUUUGUAUGGAGUAAGUAUAAUCCUAAUACAUAUGAUGAGGAUGGAAUGGGACAACUAGAGAAAUCAGCCAGAGAUCUCUUUGAUCCUGAUGAAGUUAUUGCCAUCAUCAGAUAUAUUAAAAAUUACCAUGAAGACCAUGAUGUUGACAGCUUGGUGGAAUAUUUACUGGUGCAGAUAGACGUACCAGAGAAAAUUCUCUUACUUAAGGAUGUCAGGCAAGUUAUCUACAAGUUUGACAUGUUCCAUUUUGAUGAGAUUGUAAAACAGAUAGAAAUAGAGAACUAUGAGAAGCUCUCAUCCAAUGUACAUCAAAAGCUGAACCGUGAGAAGAGAGGAAAGCCUAAGAAACACAUACUUCAUCCUGAAACUGAUGAGUUUGGCCACUUUUACAUUAAGCCAACAAAACAGACUGAGUCAAGAGAACAGGAGAUACAGAGGCAAGUUAUAGACAUAAUGAAAGAGGAGUAUGAUCAUCAGCCACAUGUAACACUUACAUUCAACUCGGAUGAUUUAUCCUUGGCACGUAAUCAUGAAGAUGAUAAGUAUAUGGAGAUGUAUGGUAGAGAUAUUAUUGUAUCUCAUAUCUCCAAACAGAAAGAAAUGCUAGGUUUAUGCAUUUCCGGAGGUGUUGAAUGUAAGAGACAACCUCAGAUUAAAGUCGAGGAAGUUUUAGAGGAUGGGGCAGCAGCUGAUGAACCUAGGAUUCAGCCCGGUAUGAUUGUCCUUGCCAUUGAUGAUACAGAUCUAAGAGAAGCUACUCAUACAGAUGCUAUACUGACACUGAAGAAAUCAUUUAAAGACAAAAACAAAUCUACAAUGACUAUUAUUCUAACAGAUUCUGUUGUAUGCUAAAAAUCUCAUUAAACUUUUGUCAU
Molecule: messenger RNA, 3663 nt
Organism: Mytilus trossulus (common blue mussel)
Lineage: Eukaryota; Metazoa; Mollusca; Bivalvia; Mytilida; Mytilidae
Exons: 17
Coding region: 149-3640 (1163 amino acids)
Cellular component (GO): plasma membrane
Molecular function (GO): protein binding
Source: RefSeq, a predicted model, not a curated record